AUGGAUAUAAUUAUAAUGCAAAAGCUAUUCACCCUCUCUCUUUAUCUCUCUCUCUCAGUUGGUCCUCGUUCCAAGCAUGUGUCAAGUCAUGCCUCGGACAAGCUUGAGCUAAAAGCUGUUAAUGAUGGAUCAGCUAGCUAUGCAGCAUUGGAGAAAAAGGCUGAGUUAUAUGACAAACUAGUAAAAGGUGAACUUUCAGAUGAAGAGGAUAAAGAAAAGUAUUGUGUUGAUUUUUUCCGUAAAAGCCUUGUACAGGAUGAUUCAUCACAGCCUCAAAUCAUGGCACUUCCAUUGAUAACGUUGCUCAUUCCAUCUCUCAGGGAAGUUCACGAAGAAGCAAGUCAGGCAAGGGAUAAAGUCUCAGAGCUGAAGUUGCGCAGGCAAGAGCAGGCUGUGGCUCGUCGGGAGAACUGA
Thlaspi arvense is the source of this 414-nucleotide messenger RNA. The record is from the annotation of a GenBank genome assembly. Lineage: Eukaryota; Viridiplantae; Streptophyta; Magnoliopsida; Brassicales; Brassicaceae.